AUGAGCAUUCAAAAUGUGGUAGACUUAACAAGCGAGAAGUGCGACCUUUUGGCCAUGUCUUUGAAGCUCCAGACAACGGAGAAUGUCUUGAAAAGAAGCUAUCACUUUCAGCAACUAACACAACAGCACCAAGAACCUCAACCAUUUGUACAAAAACGUAGAAAAUUAAAUGAAUGUAGUUUCCAGUUACAAGAUAUCUCGCCGCAGCAAUCGAUCCAACAACAACAAAGCAUAGACAUGCAAGAGAAGCUACGGCCUCAAAAUUCUGUUGUCUCGCUUUCCACCUGUCAUGUUCCACCGCAUUUCGGGCGUCGGUCUUGUAGAAGUUCUAAAACUUUGCAAGAUAAACCUUUACAAAAUUCAAAAUCCUGUUCAAACCCUUCUCAAUCUGAAAUUCCUGAUAAGACAUUACAAUUGGCUGGCUCAGCUACAACAAUGUCUUUUUUAGAUAAGUCUUCUGGGUUUAAUUUGACUCAAGAUAAAAUCAUCAACGAUUCUUCGAAAUGCGUCGACAAGGUGUCAGAUAAGACAUGCAUGGUUACCACUGACCUUAACAAUGCUCGAUUGGUUCCUGUCAAUACGACCAAUACAGUUCAUGAUUCUUCAACGCUUACCAAUCAUCCUGAUGCUCCAGAAAACGUUAAUCAAGAAUUUUCUAUUCUCAAUAAAAUUCCAUCUUUGAUAAGUGAAAAACACAGAAAGGCUGCUUUUGUUGAAAAUCUAGUCGACACUGCUGGCCUUAUCAUGGAGGUUAUUUGGGCAAAUUUCUCCAUUAGCCCUAAUACGAAAGUUAUUACUUUACGCGUGUUUCUUCAAGAAACUUUGCGACGUUCUCGUACCUCCUAUUCAACACUUCAAACAGCAUUAUUCUAUUUAUUUAGAAUUAAACAUAAAAUCGCAUUCUUAUCCCAACGUUCCGAACUGCCUCCUACACCAACUUCCGAACAUCCUCCCGAUGUGAUCCAAAAUUCAUGUCAAAAUAAUGAUCCUGCAACCUGUGGUCGGCGCAUGUUUUUAGCUGCUCUGAUUGUUGCAUCAAAAUAUCUUCAAGAUCGCAAUUAUUCCAACCGUGCUUGGUCUAAAAUAUCUGGUCUUUCUGUUAAAGAAAUUAACGCAAACGAAGUUUGCUUUCUCAAGCUUAUUGAUUAUAACCUUUUUAUAGCAGAGGACAUUUUUAAACGUUGGAGUUCUCUUUUGUUGACGCAUAUUCAAGCCAUUUCAGGACCAGAUAUAUCAAAUCCGGAGGCAUUUAGGAAUGCUGAAAAUCAGAGUGAGGUCUCUAGAUUUCGUGAAACUUUAAGAUUAAUGGACCCAAAGACCAUGGAAUAUAAAAGUCCCCCCGGUUUUGGAAUUUAUCCCAUCACUCCUGCAGUGAGUGCUCCGGGAUCACCACGCGAAUAA
Molecule: messenger RNA, 1401 nt
Organism: Dentiscutata erythropus
Lineage: Eukaryota; Fungi; Glomeromycota; Glomeromycetes; Diversisporales; Gigasporaceae
Source: the annotation of a GenBank genome assembly